UUAAUUAUAGAUAGACAAUUAUAGAUCGAUGAAACGAAUGUCAAUAUCUGUCUUCAAUUGAUAUUUCACAAUCUGAUAUUUCACGUGUUCGAUUUGGGAAUAACCUCUCACGAUACAAUUAAGAAACUGUAUACCCUGUGUCCACUCCUAAUUGCUCGAAUUUGUCGCAUCCCGUUAAAAGUGGAAUGCCGCAAGUAUGAGGUUUCCUCUCAUUUCGUUAACAAGAUUAUCCACAACCAUCUUCCGUGGAAGAGUAGGUCCCCCCCGUGUACAAGUUCUAGUCGAGUCACAGACUUUUAACCUGCUCUUCAAUUUCUUAAACUUAAACUCUUAAAACUCUUUCGAACGGAAAAUGAAACAGAUCUACGUUCUCCGUUCUACGUAAAAGAAGAAGAAGAAGAUCUACAUAAAUCGACCGAUCGAAAAAUUUCGAUUCUUUGGAAAAACUCGUUGCUCUCGUUAUCCUGUUCCGUCCAUAAAAAUUGCACCGUUCGUGGUGUCAACGUUCCAUUAACUGGAAUGAAGAGUGCGUGGUCGGGACCGCGAGAGGCUGUCUCGUCCGCACGGGAAAAAAGUUCGUUUAAGGACACGGUCGAAGCGUGGACUGGUUGUUCCCACUUGACCGUGAGCACGCCGCCAGGCGAAGUGAUGAAAGUUAAGUGGCGCGGUGUAAGGUCGUUACCACUUUCGUUACCGUACGCGUCGUUCUCUGCGUUCAGUAGACGAUGACCACUCGCUGGCGUCGCAUCGUUCCUUCCGCCGUCCAACACCUGUUCCUCAAAACAGCACCGAUCGACAUGAGGGCCGGGUGGCUUUUCUCGUGCCUGUUGAUCGUCCUCGCCCAUGGGGCGCACUCGUUGAACCCGGACGCUGGCCCCUGGGUCCAACCCACUCACGGCGAGCCCUGGCCAAUGCCCAACCACCGCCACGUGACCGAUAAGUUCUAUCUUCUACGAGCCUCGACCUUUCAGUUGAACGUAGUCGGAAAAACUUGCGACAUCGUGGCCGAUGCCGUUGAGAGGUACAAGGCGAUUAUACUGACCGAGGCACGAAUAGCGAAAAUUUCCUCUCAAGGUCACACGAGAUCCCAAAUAAGGGACAACACGACCAUCACCGAUACUCUCAACACUUUGAAUAUCCAUUUGAGGGAGCCAUGCGAGAAGGAUGGCAACCAUUGGCCCUAUUUAGGGAUGGACGAAUCAUACAAGCUGAACAUAAACGAAACAUCGACGGUGGAUCUGUUCGCGAAGACGGUAUGGGGGAUUCUGCGGGGGUUGGAAACCUUUUCUCAGCUCUUGGUCCCGGCCGGGGAUGGAUCGAACUUGAAGAUAAGAUGCCAAAGUAUCGUAGACUUCGCGAGGCUUCCGCACCGUGGACUCCUGUUGGACACGUCUCGCCAUUACCUUCCCAUUCACGACAUACUGCUCACACUGGACGCCAUGUCUUACAACAAAAUGAACGUUCUCCACUGGCACAUCGUGGAUGACAAUAGCUUCCCCUAUCAAAGCUCCAGCUAUCCAAAUUUGUCCGCCAAGGGCGCAUACCAUCCCUCGAUGGUGUACACGCUCAACGACAUCCAGCAAAUCGUCGACUAUGCGAGGCUGAGGGGUAUCCGGGUGAUGCCGGAAUUCGAUACUCCUGGACAUACCAGGUCAUGGGGUUUAGCCUAUCCCGAAUUGUUGACCACUUGUUACGACGCGAAGGGGAAGCCGAAUGGUAAAUUGGGUCCGAUGAAUCCGACGAAUCCGACGCUGUACGAGUUCCUCCGCCACUUAUUCGCCGAGAUCGUGCAAGUGUUCCCGGAUCAAUACGUUCAUCUGGGCGGAGACGAGGUGCCGUUCGAUUGUUGGAAGAGCAAUCCCGAGAUCAAUUCGUACAUGAAGUCGCGCAACAUAUCCAGUUACAAUCUUCUCGAGAGCGAAUAUAUCGGCAGGCUUCUUCGUAUCACGGACUCGCUUGAGGCCAACACGAUCGUUUGGCAGGAGGUAUUCGAGAAUGGUGUGGUGAUGCCGAAUACGACGGUGGUGCACGUGUGGACCGGCGUCUGGGCGAAGAAGUUGGAAGAGGCCACGAGAGCCGGGCACCCCGUUCUGUUGUCAGCCUGUUGGUACCUGGAUCACAUAGUUAACACUCGUGAUUGGAAGAAAUUCUACGCGUGCGAUCCUUUGGCGUUCAACAAAACCGUGAACUCGUCCCAUUUGAUGCUGGGAGGCGAAGCGUGCAUGUGGGGAGAAUUCGUGGACAGGAACAACGUGCAUCCGAAAAUAUGGCCUCAUGCCAGCGCAACCGCGGAACGUCUUUGGACUUUUGUGAAACAAGACGACAACAAAGCCGCUCAACGACUCGAGGAGCACGCUUGUCGGAUGAACAGACGCGGAAUCCCGGCACAACCGCCGAAUGGACCCGGAUUCUGCGUGAUGUAACAGAAAAGAAAGCAAAGUCAACCGGAGAAUUUUGUCCGCAUCUUUUCUUUUUUUUUUUCUUUUUUUUUAUAUUUUCGAUCAUAGACGAAUUUCAAUUUUCAAUUUUCAUUUUCUUCGCGCGUGAUACCAUUUCCGAGAAUCGAUCGAAACUGCUACUAAGCAUGUUUACAAGGGAAAUGUAAUUGAAUGUAAAUUUUCUUUCUAGAGAUCCUUCGUACGAUGAAAUAAAUUCCUUCGAUAAUUCGA
Messenger RNA from Apis cerana (Asiatic honeybee), 2669 nucleotides. Its product is annotated as beta-hexosaminidase subunit beta. Gene Ontology annotation, biological process: glycosaminoglycan metabolic process; ganglioside catabolic process; carbohydrate metabolic process. Lineage: Eukaryota; Metazoa; Arthropoda; Insecta; Hymenoptera; Apidae. The record is from RefSeq and is a predicted model, not a curated record. Gene Ontology annotation, cellular component: lysosome; membrane. Gene Ontology annotation, molecular function: beta-N-acetylhexosaminidase activity.